AUGGAUCACAAUACUUCUAAACGUACGUACAAAAAUGGAUCAUUUUCCAAAGAUCCAGCGUUGAAGCGGAUUCCGUGUACUGAUGAGAUUCUCGUUGAGAAAGUGAACACUGCUACCUGCUACGAUUUGGAGAUCCUCUAUCAGUCAACUACCUCCUUCGGUCAAGCAGAUGCGCUGUCAAGGCUUAUCAAAUCUCAAUGGUCAGAGCCCGAAGGAGUUAUUGCCUCGAUAUCGGUGGAACCAAACGUCAAAUUCCUCGUUCCCGAUGCUCUACGCAAUACACCAGUAAAAGUUGAAGAAGUCCGGGAGGAAACACGACAGGACUCCCUGCUCAAGAAGGUUACACAAUUCUUCCACACUCGUUGGACAAAAUUGUUCCACUCCACAGAAUUGCAUCGGUUCUUCCAACGGAAAGAUUCGUUAUCAAUUGUGAAGGGUUGCAUUUUAUUCGAUGUAGGAGUUGUGAUUCCAAAGGCGCUUUAG
Echinostoma caproni is the source of this 483-nucleotide messenger RNA. The record is from the annotation of a GenBank genome assembly. Lineage: Eukaryota; Metazoa; Platyhelminthes; Trematoda; Plagiorchiida; Echinostomatidae.